This is a messenger RNA of Sebastes umbrosus (honeycomb rockfish), 1334 nucleotides long. RefSeq names its product Scm polycomb group protein like 4 (gene scml4). The transcript has 7 exons. The record is from RefSeq and is a predicted model, not a curated record. The coding region runs from base 241 to 1314 and encodes 357 amino acids. Gene Ontology annotation, molecular function: protein binding. NCBI's taxonomy places the organism in Eukaryota, Metazoa, Chordata, Actinopteri, Perciformes, Sebastidae.
UCCCCGCUGCAGGAGGGGUGGAACCCGGACUGAUCCGAGAGCCGAGAGUUCCCGGUGCUCCUGCAGCCGCUUCUGCUGCUCCAUGCGCCGGCUGAGCGUCUGCGCGCUGCAGGCAGCCUGCUGCUGCUGCUGCUGCUGCUGCUCUGGAGGAGAGAUGAUGGAUCCAUCCCGCCGUUGAAUCGACUCCAUCGAGAUAUAUAGUGUGAUGUAUCUCGCCUCUCCCUGGCGGGCUGCGAGGGCAUGAGACUGCGAGGCACGCGAGAUCUCAACCCUGACUCCUACCUGGAACUAUCCCCUCCUCCUCCUCGUCCUGUUGCGUGGUUACCUGGCGUUCUCAGCAAGGGUGUACGCCUUCGUCUGCGCUUGGAUCGCCGUGACAACCGGGGGCGGGGCUGCUGGCAGCUGGUGGACUCGGAGGCGGAGUCAGAGCCAGUUGGGCGGAGGCUGAGGAGCCAGGCCCCCGAAACCUGCGCUCAAAGUCUGAUGAGUACCCUGUCUGCCAGCUCAGAGAUGCAGACUCCCGCUCUCGGCCCCCAGUUCAUAGCGGGGCCCCAGGUCAAGGUACCUGGCAGGAAGCGAGGACGGCCUCCGAUCCGUAAACUGGAGUUCCAGAGUCACUACGUAGAGCCUCUGUUGCCUCUGUCGCCUCUGUCGCCUCUCAAGGCCCCAAAGAAGAGAGGCAGGAAACCUGGCUAUAAGCUGAAGCCCAGGAUGGUGAUGUCCCCACUAGGUAACUCUCCUCCCAGCAGCACACCGGGACCUGAGAUGGGCUCCAUCCCACAGGACGCUGCUAUUGUCCCCCACUCUGCCACACCACAAGUCCUAACAGCGGAGACGUCGAUGCCUGAUGACUUCUUAUGUGACCCUCCAGUGGACUCCAAGCGCUACGCUGUCGAUCCCAGCGACUCCGCCUUCAAUGUCAUGACAUCACAGUACCCACCAAAGCACGCCUAUGGUUACCGGGGCAGCAGUUGCUCUACCCCAAUGGGCUUGUGCAGACAAGCAUCGAGCCCAGGAAGCUUCCAAGAAGUAAACAGGAAUGCUUACAGUCCGAUGCCAGACUCUGGAGAGUGCAAGCGUCCUGCUGGUAAGGACCCGUCCAGCUGGGGUGUCGAGGAGGUCAUUUGGUUCAUCAAAGAUGCUGACCCCCAAGCCCUGGGACCUCACGCUGACACAUUCAGGAAGCAUGAGAUAGACGGAGACGCUCUGCUCUUGCUGAAAAGUGAGAUGAUGAUGAAGUAUCUGGGACUGAAGCUGGGACCUGCACUUAAACUCUGUUACCACAUCGACAGGCUUAAACAGAAUCGGUCGUGAUUCGCUUUGGAGGAGCCAAA